AUGGGAAAUAUGCCACUUACACAAUCUAAAGCAGCACCAAGGCUUUACUCAUAUGCUCCUGAUAAAAUGCCGGAUACGCCCGGCUUCUACACUAUCGCUGUGAAAAUUCAAUCUCAGCGUACUUGUAAAACGCCCAGUGAGUUCACAGUCGAAGACCUAAAACUAGGAGCACUCGAAAAGGACGACGUCGUCAGCGGCGCUAAUCUCGCUAGUGUUGCUCUGUUCUCAAAGCAUGGAAAAGUCAUUACGGCAGACCAUACGAAACGACUGUACAUUUCCUUCUCUGUGAAAAGUAAAGUGUCAGGAAAUCUCGUCCAACCUCAUCAGAAUCUGGCCAAAGCUCACAAAGAUUUCGAGGGUGUGUCUGGAAAAUAUACUGCAUACCUCAUCGUUGCCACCAUAAAAACUCCGCUAAACUGGGCCUUCGCAGACUUCAUGCUCACUCUCCCAUCCGCACAUCCCGAGGUUGUGCCGAAAUCACAGCGUAUUACCUAUGAUGUGUUACCGGAAAUUAAGCACGUAUUCCGUCAGCCUGAAAAGCGACCGCCAACCAUUGUCUCAGAUGCUUUAACUCUGAUCUGUUUGGCUCCAUUGUUGCUGCUGUUUGUACUGUGGUUCCGUAUUGGGCUCAAUUUUGGCAAUAUGCCGGUCAGUUUGUGGACGCUGAUCUUCCACGGAAGUUUGGCUGCCCUGUUCGCCUUGUACUUCGUGUUCUGGCUUCAGCUCAACAUGUUGAGACAAUGA
Cooperia oncophora is the source of this 744-nucleotide messenger RNA. The record is from the annotation of a GenBank genome assembly. NCBI's taxonomy places the organism in Eukaryota, Metazoa, Nematoda, Chromadorea, Rhabditida, Trichostrongylidae.